UCAAGCUUGUGGUAAUGAAGGCCACAUGGGACCAAGCAAAUAAGACUUUUUGGAUGCUUCCGCCAUCUUUUGCGGUGGAACAUUUUAUGGGACAUUCACUGGAUAAAAUGAUUGCUACCUAUAUAUAUCGCUUUAUGCCUGUCGCACCGGAUCUUAAAUUUAUUUAUGUGCCAAUUAAGGAAGAAGGUGACCACUGGUAUCUUAUGGUCAUUAGCUUAUUGGAUGGAAAAUUAUAUCAGUUUGAUUCUAAUCUAAAUGACGAUCAAGUUGAGCCAAGACAAGAAAUUAUGAAAUCCUUGGCUUUAAAAUUAUCAGAUAUGGUAACUUCUGGUCAUUACCUAAAAGGUGACAUUCCUGAAAGAAAAGAUUUCAUGAACUUUGAUGUGAAAGAGGCUAGGGGGGUGCCCAAAUGUCCUCAAAGGUACACAUAAUUGCAAUGAAUCUUUUAUAUUCAUCUUUAAUUAAAGCGAUCUUUUAUUGACACUAACUAUUUAAUAUUGCCACUGAACUUUUAGUCGCGACUCUGGUCUCUGGGUUCUUCAAUGGUUUUCAAUUACUCAAGUUUUAUUCAAAUAUCACAUAAUAAUAAUUUAUAUAAUACUACAUCGAGAACUCUUCACUAAGUUCCAUGUCGGCACUUGCAUCAGAAUCUCC
This is a messenger RNA of Arachis ipaensis, 654 nucleotides long. The record is from RefSeq and is a predicted model, not a curated record. NCBI's taxonomy places the organism in Eukaryota, Viridiplantae, Streptophyta, Magnoliopsida, Fabales, Fabaceae.